AAAAAAAAAACACAUCGCUUUCUUCAGCGAUCAAUUAUAUCAAUCAAAAACCCCCCAAAAAUCAAAUCCAUCUCCCUCUCUCUCUCUCUCUCUCUCUCUCUCUUCUUUCCCCUCGUUUACAUCAAUCACUCUCUCCCUCCAUCUCUCUUUCCCUGUGUUUAUAUAUAUUGUCUCUCUCUCUCUCUCUCUCUCUCUAUUUGGUUUUGUUAGGGAUGAGGAUUUGGAGGCGGAGCGAUUGAGAUUUGAAUGUUGGUGUAUAAGACUGAAGAUUCGGAUUCAAAUGCUCGGAUCUGCUGGUGGUCAUAUGGCCUCCAGCUUGAAGAAUUCAGGACUAUUGAAGUUUGUAUUCCAAUGUCUCUUUGGUCUAAGAACUUCUUGUAGAUUGAUAACAUCUUUUAUGGGGUAAGAAGUGGGGGCGAAAUGGUUUUACAUUCCAAAUACUUAAAGACAUGGAGGAGACACGAGGUGAUUCAGGGCCAGCAGGGCAAGGGCCUUCAAAUACUUCAUGGUGGCCUUCAGAUUUUAUGGAAAAAUUUGAAUCUGUUUCUUUGGGUUCUCAAGAAGAGACCUUAAGUAAUAAAGAAUCUCCUAGAAGUUCGGAGGAGGGUGGGUUGUCACCUCAGAGAGCAUCUCAAAUUCUCUGGCGCACUGGAAUGCUUUCUGAACCAAUUCCAAAUGGUUUCUAUUCUGUCAUUCCGGAGAAAAGGCUGAAGGAGCUUUUUGAUGCUAUUCCUACUUUGGAUGAGCUUCAUGCUAUGGGUGAAGAGGGUUUUAAAGCUGAUACAAUUCUUGUAGAUGUUGAGAAAGAUAAGAAGCUAUCUAUGCUGAAACAGCUGAUUGUGGCGCUGGUGAAAGGGUUGAACUCAAAUCCACCUGCAAUGAUAAAAAAGAUUGCUGGAUUGGUUUCUGAUUUUUAUAAACGUCCCAGUUUGGAAAGUCCAGCAAAAGCUGCACUAGAAGAAACCUCUCACAUGUUUGAGAAUCGAGGAGUUCAGAUGUUGGGGCAAAUAAGGCAUGGUUCAUGCCGUCCUCGAGCAAUCUUAUUUAAAGUUCUUGCUGAUACUGUAGGUCUUGAAAGUAGGCUCAUGGUGGGUUUGCCAAAUGAUGGGGCUGUUGAGUGUGUUGACUCAUAUAAACAUAUGUCUGUGAUAGUUGUCUUGAAAUCUGUGGAACUAUUGGUUGAUCUUAUGCGGUUUCCUGGCCAGCUGCUACCCCGAUCAACACGGGCAAUUUUUAUGACUCAUAUUUCUGCAGCAGGGGAGAGUGAUUCUGCAGAAAAUGACUCCUGUGACUCACCACUGGAACCCAAUAGUCCUCUUUGUGGGGUUUCAGAGAGACUAGAUCCUGACAGUACUGAGAAAGAUGAUAGCCUUCCGUUUCAUAGGAAAUUUGAAGCAUCCUUAAAUGUAUCUGGUCCUUCAUUGCAAAAUAUGAUGAUGCGAUCAAAUUCGUCAAUUGAAAGGAAAUUGAGUUUGUCACAUAGCGAGCCCAACAUUGCAAAUACAUUUUGGCGGCGUAGCCGGAGAAAGGCCAUUGCUGAGCAGCGGACAGCUAGUUCCAGUCCAGAGCAUCCUUCAUUUCGGGCACGUGGACGUUCCAUGCUUAGUGGUGACAGAAAAUCAUUUAGAGAAUUUUCUGAUGAUGUCACUACAUCAAGGUCAGAUGGUGCAUCAACGUCAGAAGCUCGUAGAAUAAGAAGAAGAAGCAUUAGUAUUACUCCAGAAAUUGGUGACGAUAUCGUAAGGGCUGUACGUGCAAUGAAUGAAACAUUGAAGCAAAAUCGUCUUUUGAGAGAGCAAGGAGAUGAUGGUUCAUUCUCUCCUUCAAAUGACAGAGUUUCAGAUCUUCAGAAAAAUGUAUCCAAUUUCCAUCUUGAUGGUCAUCAUGGCAUAUCUGGUGGAAGGUCCGCUUUAUAUUCAGUUCCCCGGGACAUGCUAAAUUCCCAAAAGGCGAUGUCAUUACCCUCGUCACCACAUGAAUAUCGGAGUCAAACUUCUGAGAGAAGCGAAUAUGUUAGAAAUGAUGAAUUGGUUUCAACAUGGAAUAGAAUUCUUGAAUCUCCGAUGUUUCAAAAUAAACCUCUAAUAGCUUACUCAGAGUGGAAUAUUGAUUUCUCAGAAUUGACUGUUGGAACUCGUGUUGGGAUUGGGUUCUUUGGAGAAGUUUUCCGUGGCAUUUGGAAUGGAACAGAGGUUGCAAUUAAGGUUUUCCUAGAGCAAGAUCUAACUGCUGAAAACAUGGAAGACUUCUGCAAUGAGAUAUCCAUUCUCAGCCGUCUUCGACAUCCUAAUGUUAUUUUAUUUCUUGGUGCAUGCACAAAACCUCCACGCUUGUCAAUGGUUACUGAAUACAUGGAGAUGGGAUCCUUGUAUUAUUUGAUUCACUUGAGCGGUCAGAAGAAGAAGCUUAGCUGGCGGAGGAGACUAAAAAUGUUGCGUGAUAUAUGCAGGGGUUUGAUGUGUAUUCAUCGGAUGAAGAUCGUUCAUCGUGAUCUAAAAAGUGCAAACUGCCUUGUGAAUAAGCAUUGGACUGUCAAGAUCUGUGAUUUUGGGCUCUCAAGAAUAAUGACAGAAUCACCCAUGAGAGACUCUUCAUCUGCCGGAACUCCAGAAUGGAUGGCUCCUGAACUUAUUAGAAAUGAACCCUUUACUGAAAAAUGUGAUAUUUUUAGCCUGGGGGUGCUAAUGUGGGAGCUCUGCACUCUAAAUAGACCGUGGGAAGGGGUACCACCAGAGAGGGUAGUUUAUGCUGUUGCCAAUGAGGGUUCCCGGUUGGAGAUUCCGGAGGGUCCACUAGGCAGGCUAAUUGCAGAUUGUUGGGCAGAACCGCACGACCGGCCAAGCUGUGAGGAAAUACUUUCCCGCUUGCUUGACUGCGAAUACUCUCUCUGUUGAUACAAUCUGUUUGUUUGUGUAUAGAAAAAAACAUGGUAGAGGUGUUACAUUGUGUUCCCGGCUUAAGUUGUGUACACUAAUGAUUUUUCCAGUCACUUUGAUAAACAUGAAAUGGUUCAUUUUUCAUUUUUGAAUGGCUCAAACACUUCCUCCUUUUUCGUGUAAUCAAACCAAGAUCAGGUUCUGGUCUGCAUAUGAAAUGGAUUUAUUUUUUUUGAACA
This is a messenger RNA of Quercus robur (English oak), 3115 nucleotides long. Its product is annotated as serine/threonine-protein kinase EDR1-like. Gene Ontology annotation, biological process: protein phosphorylation. The record is from RefSeq and is a predicted model, not a curated record. The coding region runs from base 450 to 2894 and encodes 814 amino acids. The transcript is spliced from 17 exons. NCBI's taxonomy places the organism in Eukaryota, Viridiplantae, Streptophyta, Magnoliopsida, Fagales, Fagaceae. Gene Ontology annotation, molecular function: ATP binding; protein kinase activity.